Molecule: messenger RNA, 788 nt
Organism: Calliphora vicina (urban bluebottle blowfly)
Lineage: Eukaryota; Metazoa; Arthropoda; Insecta; Diptera; Calliphoridae
Exons: 3
Coding region: 117-686 (189 amino acids)
Source: RefSeq, a predicted model, not a curated record
UUUGUAAAUAAAAACACAAUAAAUUCAUUUUAAUUACAUUUAAAUUCAUCAGUUGAGUUUUAAACUUUCGCCGGAAACAAUCAAAUUUCUACAACAUAGAACGCUAAAUUUUGAAAAUGUUUAAAUUGUUACUACUAAUCACUAUAGCAAUUGCAGCUGUCUCAGCUGGACGUCUUAAACGUGAAGAACAAUCUACCAAUGAGGCUUUAUUGGAAAGUGGUCUGAAUAUUGCCAAAGAUGGUGUUAAAAAACUAGAAGAAAUUGCCUCAAAUUUGAUUAGUGCCAAUAGCACGGAUAGUCUGAUGGAACAAGGAGGAGCCAUAUGGGAUCAAGUUAAAUCAUUGGCCAGCACUAUAUCAAAAACUACCCAAGAAUGGUCGGACAAUACCUCGGUCAAGGAAUUACGUGAAAUUGCCGGCAGUACAGUGCAAGACUUUAAAUCUGAUCAUCCAGGCUUGACUAAUGCUGUUGCGGGCAGUGUUGAAAGUCUUAAUAAAGUGGCAAAUGAAAUUAUCGUUAAACUUAAGCUGAUGGUUGAUGAUAAGGAUGUGAAAGAAAUAUCAAACACUUUGAUUGAAACUACUAGCAGUGGCAUAAAUGUCAUUAAGGAUCAACUGAAAGAAACAACUCAAGCUUUAACUGAAAAAUUGAACAAGGAUGUGGUAAAGGAUGCAGCUGAUAGUUAAACAGUUCCUUAGUUUUUAAUACUUUUACACAUUUUACUGGUAACAGUUAAGAUUCCAUGUUGAUGCAAUAUUGUAUGAAUUAAAGUUGUUUACUUAAUUGUA